AUGGCUUUUGAUUUGGUGGAUCAAAUGCCGUUUCUAUAUGUUCGUGUAGCUAAAGUGAAAAUCUCAAAUCCAGAGGCAGAUUCUUCAAUUCAUGCCAAGCUCGUGAUCGGUACUCACAACGUCAAAACCAAAUCACAAGCUGCUAAUAAAGAUUGGGACCAAGUUUUUGCAUUUGAUAAAGAAGGAUUGAAUUCAACCUCCCUUGAAGUGUCUGUUUGGAUUGAGAAAAAGAUACCUGUAAAUGAAAACAACAAUGGAGUUUCAGAGAGUUGUAUUGGAACUGUGUCUUUUGAUCUGCAAGAAACCAAAGAUGGUACUCGUAGGACAACUGAUGCAUACGUCGUGGCUAAAUAUGGGCCGAAAUGGGUUCGCACUCGUACUAUUCUUGAUCGGUUUAAUCCACGAUGGAAUGAACAAUAUACUUGGGAUGUGUAUGAUCCAUGCACUGUAUUGACUAUAGGCGUGUUUGAUAACGAAAGGUACAAGCAUGACGAGGCAGGGUUGAAGAAGGAUGUAAGGCUUGGAAAGUUACGUGUACGCCUCUCGACUCUUGACACUAAUCGAGUGUAUGUUGGUACUUAUUCUCUUAUGGUGUUGCUUCCUAGUAGGGCAAAGAAAAUGGGAAAAAUUGAGAUUGCUUUGAGGUCUUGGUCCUCAUCGUAG
Messenger RNA from Fraxinus pennsylvanica, 663 nucleotides. The record is from the annotation of a GenBank genome assembly. Lineage: Eukaryota; Viridiplantae; Streptophyta; Magnoliopsida; Lamiales; Oleaceae.